This is a messenger RNA of Phialemonium atrogriseum, 1456 nucleotides long. RefSeq lists its product as uncharacterized. The transcript has a single exon. The record is from RefSeq and is a predicted model, not a curated record. NCBI's taxonomy places the organism in Eukaryota, Fungi, Ascomycota, Sordariomycetes, Cephalothecales, Cephalothecaceae. The coding region runs from base 92 to 1381 and encodes 429 amino acids.
UGACUCUUCUUCCUUGUCAGUCUUGCCAGCAAGUACAGAGCAUCCAGCACUCCGACGAGGAAGCCUAUUCGCUGCAGUCCUGACUCCCGACAUGGCGCAAAAGCUCCGACAACUCUUGUAUCCGUACAGCAUCGCAACCAUGAUCCCUGAAUAUGAAGGUGAUCGGUUUUACCUUCGAGCGCAGAACUUCGUCAGCAAAUGGCGCAAGCAACUCAUAGCCCUCGGCGUUGUUAACACGGCUAUAUUUGCUCUUGUCCUCCUGAUUUACAUGGUUGAGUACACCAAAGAUGGCAGUAGCCUCGAUCCCUCCAGCCUUGAGUUUGCUCUGUACAAGAACACCUUCUACGGCCCUUGCAAUCAAACAUCGGAGAGCUGCGAGAUCGACCGCCCGAACACGCUGUCGGGCUCAGACGGGGAUAUCUUGUACUGGAAUGGCAAUAUUGCCCGCGAAAGCUUCUGUCCAUGCUUUUCGGACGCGAAGAUUGUCCCUUCGACACCGAGACAGUCGGCAUUUGGGUACAACGGGCUGUUCAUCUGGUUGACGCAAACCAUCACUCUUGCUACGGGGCUUUGGACACUGCUCACCCGAGUCAUGGACGAGGAAUUCAUGGCCGAGGAAGAAUACCCACCACACGACGCCAAGGUUUCGAUAGACACGUGGGCGUUUCUCGUUUUCGACACCGUUCAGUACAUCAUGUGGUGGUAUGGAUUCAUCACUUUGGCCCGGAACCCCGCCUACAAAGCACCGGUUGCACUGCUGUCUUGGAUCACGCCGUGGCGCUAUCUCUACUCCCUCGCAGUGCCCCCACUCGCCUCCCGUCUGCCCAGUUCCGCAUGGCUGUGGCUUGCUGCGUUUUUGGCUACCAUUCAGUGGAUCGCGUCGGCCGUGACGGCCAGCCUCACCAAGACCGUUGGGCUUGCAACUGUUCACGCGGAGCCUAGUUUCGUCCGUUACGACUUUGCCGAACAGUUCUGGGCCGCUUCAUCCGGAACGACGAAUUGCUCUGCCGGUGAUGUCGCUGCUCUAAUUGGACUGUUCACUAGUCCUGGAAGUCGAGCUGGCCGAUACUCCAGCGCCAAUACGGCGUAUUUGUUCUCCUUCGUGGCCAACUCGUUGGGUGCUUUCAUUGCUACAUACUUCUACCUGCGAUCUGGCGGAACAAGCCUCAGAGGUUUUGGAAUCACGCUUGGCUUCUUGGGUCUCAUGGACUACAUUACGAUGGCUAUUUCUAUCUCGCCUGACUCCGAGGCUGCGUCAACUGUCCUCUACCACGAAGCUUGCAAUCUCUUACAUAUCACUAUGAGUACAAACAAGGCAUACAUGGAUGUGUCGGGCUACUCAAAAGGAUGGCGUGCUGUGAAGGGGUGGUUCAAUGUUUAGGCUUGCGGCUCGGCCGAGCCACGCGACUGCGGAAUGGGACAGUGGAGGAAAACGUUCAAGUCCGGUUGCUAUGAA